GUUCAUCCUCAAAGAGGAAAACUUUUUCAAAGCUUCUCUCUUCUCUUUAUAUCUAUAUUUCUUCUUCUUCUUCUUCUCUCUCUCAAUGCGCGGCAUCCAAGAAACCCAACCAACCAUGGUAAUGGCAUCCCAACAACAUGCCCUUCUGCUCCUCUUCUCCCUCUCCGUUCUCCUUCGCUCCGCUGUCGCCGACGACGGCGCCGUCAUGGCCAAGCUGGCCGCAUCCCUCUCCCCCGCCCCCUCCGACUGGACCGGCACCGAUUUCUGCUCCUGGACCGGCAUCAACUGCGACAACUCCAACCGUGUCACCUCCAUCAACCUCCCCUCCAAGUCCAUCGCCGGCACUCUCCCCGCCGAUCUCAACUCCCUCUCCCAGCUCAAAAGCCUAGCUCUCCAGGGCAACAGCCUCUCCGGCGCCCUGCCGUCCCUCGCCAACCUCACCUUCCUGGAACAGGUCUUCCUCGACCGGAACCAGUUCAAAACGAUCCCCGCCGAUUUCUUUGCCGGCCUCUCCAACCUCCAGAGCAUGAGCCUCAGCGACAAUCCCACUCUCGCGCCGUGGACGUUCCCCGCCGAUCUGACUCAGUCCAGCAGCUUGAACGCCUUCGCCGCCAGCAACGCCAGCAUAGUGGGCUCCAUUCCCGACAUUUUCAAUUCCUUCCCCAACUUGCAGAACCUCCGCCUCUCCUACAACAACCUCACGGGCUCGCUGCCGCCCAGCUUCGCCGGCUCCGAGAUCAGAAACUUGUGGAUCAACAACCAGAUGACGGGCUUAUCCGGGACCAUUGAGGUGCUUUCUUCCAUGACCCAACUCUACCAAGCUUGGCUCCAAGAAAAUUCCUUCACAGGUGCCAUCCCGGACCUGUCCAAAUGCACGAGUCUCUUCGAUUUGCAGCUCCGGGACAACCAGUUCACCGGCGUGGUGCCACCGUCCUUGACCUCUCUUCCCAGGCUUGCUAACAUUAGUCUACAGAACAACAAAUUGCAGGGCCCGCUGCCGGUGUUCGGCUCCGGCGUGGACGUCACUCUUGGAUCCACCAAUCAAUUCUGCAAGACCACAUCGGGGCCUUGCGAUCGCCAAGUCACUCUUCUUCUUGAAGCUGCCGGGGCUCUUGGGUAUCCGAUGAUUCUGGCUCAGUCUUGGGAAGGCAAUGAUGCUUGUUCCGGUUGGUCAUUCAUCAGCUGCGCGCAGGGCAACAUCAUAACUGUGAAUCUCGGGAAGCAGCGCUUUUCGGGUACCAUUUCGCCGGCCUUUGCGAACAUCACCUCGCUGCGGAGUUUGUUCCUGAAUGACAAUAACCUGUCGGGUUUGAUCCCUGAGAGCUUGGCAUCUUUGCCUAAUCUUCAAGUUCUUGACGUGUCUAACAAUAAUCUUAGUGGCCCGAUACCCGUUUUCCCAUCAACAGUGAAGUUAACUACCUCCGGCAACCUGUUACUCGGGAAGAACUCUACUUCCGGGAGUGGUGGCUCGCCGGGUUCUGGAUCGAACUCGACCACGCCCGGUGGAAGCCCGUCAGAGGGGAAGUCGAGCGGGUCCUCUGUGUCUGCUGGUUUGAUUGCAGGUGUUGUGAUUGCCGUUAUUGUUUUUGUAGCUGUUGUGUUGUUUGUGUCUUAUAAGUGCUAUGUCAAGAGGCGUCACAAGAGUUUUGGAAGAGUUGAGGGCUCGGAGAAAGGCUCAGAGCUGACGAAGAGCGUGGCAGCGAGUGGUGCUAAUGGAUACGGAGGAGUCCCCAGUGAAUUACACAGCCAGAGCAGUGGUGAUCAUGGUGACAUUCCGGUUUUCGAAGGUGGGAAUACUGCCAUUUCGAUCCAAGUGAUUCGGCAGGUGACUAACAAUUUCAGUGAGGAUAAUGUAUUGGGUAGAGGAGGGUUUGGAGUCGUGUACAAAGGGGAAUUGCACGAUGGAACUAAGAUUGCUGUGAAGCGGAUGGAAUCUGCAGCAGUCGCCAAAGGAAUGAAUGAAUUCCAAGCCGAAAUUGCAGUCUUAACCAAAGUUAGGCACCGGCACUUGGUUGCGCUUCUUGGUUAUUGUAUCAAUGGCAAUGAAAGGCUUUUGGUUUACGAGUAUAUGCCACAGGGAACUUUGGCUCAGCACCUAUUCGAGUGGCGUGAGCUCGGGUUUCCUCCCCUUACUUGGAAGCAAAGGGUGACGAUUGCGUUGGAUGUGGCCAGAGGGGUUGAAUAUCUACACAGCUUAGCGCAACAGAGUUUCAUCCAUAGAGAUCUUAAACCUUCAAAUAUACUUCUUGGUGAUGACAUGAGAGCCAAGGUUGCAGAUUUCGGUUUGGUUAAGAAUGCACCUGAUGGCAAGUAUUCUCUUGAGACUCGGUUGGCAGGAACUUUUGGAUAUCUUGCACCGGAAUAUGCUGCUACUGGACGAGUGACUACCAAAGUGGAUGUUUAUGCAUUUGGAGUGGUUUUGAUGGAGAUAAUCACAGGAAGGAAAGCUUUAGACGAGACCGUGCCUGAUGAGAGGUCCCAUUUAGUCUCCUGGUUCCGCAGGGUCCUUAUCAACAAGGACAACAUUCGGAAGGCUGUUGACCAAAUUCUCAACCCCAAUGAAGAGACUUUCGAGAGUAUUUGCAAGGUGGCUGAGCUUGCUGGUCACUGUACCGCUCGCGAGCCUUUCCAAAGACCGGAUAUGGGGCAUGCUGUCAAUGUGUUAGGUCCUCUCGUGGAGCAGUGGAAACCUUCCAACCACGGAGACGAAGAAAGCUAUGGCAUCGACCUCCACUUGAGUCUUCCUCAAGCUCUUCAAAGAUGGCAAGCCGAUGAAGGGACUUCCACAAUGUUCAACGAUCAGUCCUACAGCCAAUCACAGUCAAGCAUUCCCUCGAAGCCUUCAGGGUUUGCAGACUCAUUCGACUCAAUGGAUUGCCGAUGACAGAACAUCAGGAUCAAGAUAACCAUUCAGAGGAGGAUAGGACAGAGAAUCGAUAUUGAAUUAGUACACCUUACAAGCGUGAAAGAGACUAUGACAAAGGCAAGUUCCCCUGCUGUUCUAGCUUUUGGGGGAACCCGAUAGUAUCUUGUAUAUCUGUUAUUUCAUUGUUUUGUUCCUUCCCAUUUUUACCUGCACCAUGUAUGUACCCUUUUUGUAUUCUCUUCUUCUUAUGGCCUGCAUUGUGUGAAACCCCAAGAGUGGCUGCUGUUCAUAUGUUUGGAUUCUUUGUAUCAGACCCCUCUUCCGGCGACGGGGCUGACAUCGGGAACCAGAUUCCGUGAUGUCAGAGACCAAAACGAUCAUAGGAAGAACAAAGAACCAAAGAUGCAAUUCAAAUUUUUGUACCGUUACCAUCAAAGCUACCAUCUUGUUCUGUUCAUGAUUCCUCUGUUCCUUGUUUUCCCCCUUUCCCAUAGUUCUCUCAGAUUCCUAUUGAAGAGAUGGAUCUAUCCAUUGCGUACUUGUGUUAGAAGUAAGAGCAAGCCCUCUUGAAAGGGUUUUGAUCUUCCAGGCUGGUAGAAACAGGGAUUCCAUUCGAUGUGUGAUCUACCAGGGAAGGUUUUGAAGAAUUAAGAAAUGGCCAAAUGGGGGUGCUGGCCCUGAGCUGGCACUGGCAGAGAGUGAAGAAAGGAGAUGUUUUGAUUUGUCCUUUUAACAUCUGGUUGAAGUGUUUGGUGGCCAAAUGGUCUGAGCUUUUAAGGCAUUGUCACAUGGGGUGUGAGAAAGCAGGAACAGUGCUCUGCGUGUUUGUUGGGGAUCUAUGAAGAGAAGAGAAGAGAAUUUCAUUGUCACAUGGAUGCAUGGACCCAACUUUCAAUGUAAAUUACGUGUCCGAGAUUUGAUAAAAGGACAGAUAUAUUCCCUUCA
Molecule: messenger RNA, 3811 nt
Organism: Diospyros lotus (date-plum)
Lineage: Eukaryota; Viridiplantae; Streptophyta; Magnoliopsida; Ericales; Ebenaceae
Product: receptor-like kinase TMK4
Exons: 3
Coding region: 86-2884 (932 amino acids)
Biological process (GO): protein phosphorylation
Molecular function (GO): protein kinase activity; protein binding; ATP binding
Source: RefSeq, a predicted model, not a curated record